This is a messenger RNA of Misgurnus anguillicaudatus (oriental weatherfish), 1195 nucleotides long. The record is from RefSeq and is a predicted model, not a curated record. NCBI's taxonomy places the organism in Eukaryota, Metazoa, Chordata, Actinopteri, Cypriniformes, Cobitidae.
AGUUCAGAGUGAAGUCAGAUGAAGAUGUUGUUUAUCAUGAACGUCUCAGUGCUGUUACUGCUCAUCUGUCCAUCCGUCAUCUCUGAAGUUAUAGAAUUUACUAAUUGUAGUCAGUUUUUUUAUCAAGAACAGCCUCCAGUGAUUCCUGGCAUUCUGAACAAUUCACACUCCAUGGAUAAUCCAUACAAAACCAUCUGUCAAAAAUAUGAGGGCGAGUACAGAUUUGCGACGCUCUACAACACAACAAACAGGAUUCCAAUUUUCUCAGCUUACAGAUUCACUGGGAAAAAGAUCAUCAAGAGACCAGAUAUUGAAUGGAUGAAUGAGCCUCAGCUGGAAAUCUCCAAUGAUCAGAUGGGUGUGACAUAUAUAAAUCAAGCUACAGAUGAAGACUACUUCAAUAAAAUGUAUAACUUGAGUCGCGGUCACUUGUUUCCGUGCUGUUAUUCAGGUGAUAAUGUCACAGCUCGCUCUACAUUCACAAUGACCAACAUUGUGCCACAGAAGAUCAGUUUUAAUAACGGCAGCUGGGGUCGCAUGGAAAAAAAGGCGAUAGAGUUGAUGGGUAACUACUGCCGUGACAAAAAUGAUCAAAAUAAAGUUUUGGCCCACGUGUUAACAGGAGCUGUACCUGGUAACAUUACACAAAACAACCGAGUAAAUAUACCAUCACACAUGUGGAUGACUUUCUGCUGCUUUAACAGCACCUCCAGUUCAUGGUCCUCACAAGCUUACUGGGGUGCAAAUGUAGAGGAAAAUAUAAAUGACAAUCUCACAAUCAGUGAAAGAAGUCUGGAGGAAUUACAAGAAUUCCUGAGUGAACAAUGGGUGAAUGUCACACAACUAUUUGACAACAACUGUAAAAACACAAAUAUUCACAUUUCACCAGAAGGCAGUGGCAGUGAGCCUCCUUUAAAUUUAGGCGAGUAGUGUUACACAUCAAAUGGUUUAAUUUAGCUCUUCUAUCUUACAAUCAUCCUGCAAUUAACUCAACACAAAAUUAUUUUACUAUAAAAUGUUUCUUAACACAUGCUAAGCAUAUACUUAUAUGUACUGUAAAUCAUCAAAAAUCUGCUUUGAAACAAUGCAACAAGAAAAAGGCACUAUUCAAAAUACAUUUUGACUUAUUUUAAAAUUAAGACCAUGUCAUAAAUGAGAUUGUGUGUACAUUGUCUUUUCUGCAAUAAAAAUUUGA